AUGACACAAACCAGGGACAACGAGGUGAUCGCCAUGUCUGUGGAGGAGCCAUCCUCGCAAUUCAACUUCAAGACCGUCAAGCGAGGUGGCAAGCACCAUGAGAUCCUCGACGCUGCUCCCAUGGUCGACUACGAGGCUGACCGUGAGACGGCGCUCACCGCGCUGACCGCCGAGGAGGAGAAGCGUCUCAUCCGCAGGGUCGACUGGCGGCUAGUUCCCCUCCUCUGCUUGCUCUAUCUUAUGAAAAAGAUUGACGAGAACAACGCCUCGAACGCCCGGAUUAUGAACAAAGGCACCGAUGCGAACAUAUUGACCGAGCUAGGUAUUACCAGUGACCAGUACAGUCUAAUUACUAUCCUGUAUACUGUUCCUUAUAUCCUGGCUGAAGUUCCGUCAAACUUGGUCCUGAAGUGGAUCAGGCCCUCCCGUUGGCAAUCCCGAAUCAUGAUCAGCUGGGGCAUUGUGACGGCCUGCACGGCUGCAGUCUCGAAUCUUGGCGGCUUGUACGCCGUGCGCUUCAUGUUGGGCUUGACCGAAGCUGGAAUGUUCCCGGGCGUCAUCCUCCAUCUAACGUACUGGUACCGCCCUGACGAGAUUGCGGUCAGGCUCGUCUGGAUCUUUACCAUUGGCAAUAUUAGCGGCAUCAUCAGCGGUCUUCUUGCCUACGGAUUCCAUGAAAUGUCGGGCGUUGCGGGUAUAUCCGGUUGGCGAUGGCUUUUCAUCAUUGAGGGCAUUGUCACUAUCCUGCUUGCAUUCGUCAUCUGGUUCCGCCUGCCUGAUUUUCCCGGCACGUCGGAGUGGCUCACUCCCAAAGAGCGCGCCUUUCUCCAGGCGCGCCUGCCCGUGGCUUCACCUAGAUCUUCCGAGAAGGACUUUGAUAUGAGGGAGGUUAUCAAGACGCUCCGCGACAAGAGGCUCUGGCUCUUCACCCUCAGCUGGGCGCUCCAGACUUGUGGUGCCAGCGGCGUCAAGUUCUACCAGCCGUCCAUCAUCGCCAAUAUGGGCUUCAGCAGCAUCGCAACCGCCCAGAUCCUCAAUAUCCCCAUGUCCGUGUUGACCAUUAUCAUCAUCGUGACCGCUGGCUAUGUCUCAGACAGAGCCAAGUUCCCGCUGCCACUCUUCCCCAUCACUAGUACCAUCAUCGUCAUCGCUUCCUACGGCAUCCUAGUCGCAUAUCCUAACGACAUUGCCGUCUAUAUCGGAAUGUUGAUCGGAAACAGCUUCAGCAUUGCCUGGUUCCCGAUGAUGUGGUCGUGGCGUUCUCAGACCGUUAGCGGCGCUACCGGCUCCGCGUUUGCCAUUGGCUUUGUCAAUAGCUAUGGGCAGAUUGGCGACGCCGUCGGACCGCAGAUGUUCCAAGACAAGUACGAGCCACGAUACCGAUUACCUUUUGCCCUAGCCAUGUCUCUCAUCGCUGCUUGUGGCCUUACCAACAGCUACACGUGGUGGGUUACCCGGCAGACUGAGCGAGAUACCCGCAGGCACAAACGUGCAAGACUAGAGGCCAAACGCAACAACGAGGCUAUUCUAGACGACGUCACCGAUCAUGACCUCGACGGUGGUCGCAGGGACUAG
Molecule: messenger RNA, 1575 nt
Organism: Fusarium keratoplasticum
Lineage: Eukaryota; Fungi; Ascomycota; Sordariomycetes; Hypocreales; Nectriaceae
Product: MFS domain-containing protein
Exons: 9
Coding region: 1-1575 (524 amino acids)
Biological process (GO): transmembrane transport
Cellular component (GO): membrane
Molecular function (GO): transmembrane transporter activity
Source: RefSeq, a predicted model, not a curated record